Miscanthus lutarioriparius is the source of this 213-nucleotide messenger RNA. Lineage: Eukaryota; Viridiplantae; Streptophyta; Magnoliopsida; Poales; Poaceae. The record is from the annotation of a GenBank genome assembly.
AUGCAGGACUGGGCACCGGUGUUCAUCUCGUUGGUGCUCUUCACCCUGCUCUCCCCAGGGCUGCUCUUCCAGAUGCCUGCCAAGUCGCGGCUCAUCGCCUUCGGCAACUUCCACACCAGCGUCGCCUCCAUCGUCGUCCACACCAUCCUCUUCUUCGCCCUCGACGCCGUCCUCCUCGUCGCCAUCGGCGUCCGGAUCGAGCUCGGCAACUAG